Molecule: messenger RNA, 1653 nt
Organism: Bipolaris maydis ATCC 48331
Lineage: Eukaryota; Fungi; Ascomycota; Dothideomycetes; Pleosporales; Pleosporaceae
Source: RefSeq, a predicted model, not a curated record
AUGCCUUCCACAACCAUGCCACCCGAGGUGGAUAUUAAUGUCACAAUGACGGAGCGCGUAUUUCCUCAAGAGCGAACACGGCAUGAACACGCAAUUCCAUUGUCGCUACUGGAUGCGACCACCGCCAACUUCGCUCUUACAAAUGCUAUAUGGCUCUUCGAGCCACUCCAUGAGAAGGAUGUAGUGAACGUCGCUGUGCACCUCCGCCAAACACUCGGCACUGCGCUUACUUCGUAUCCUCAAUGGGCGGGCCAGUUGAAAUCUAUCGCUGUCGUUGACGACGCGUCGGUUCCCGCUGAAGCACAAGAGUUCCCAGCCCACGCCCGUCGCUUCGGCCGCGUGUACGCGCAUUUCGGGGCCUCCUCAGACAUCGGGGUGGAGUUUAUCUCAGCAACAUGCUCUGCCACCACGGACUCACUCUAUCAAACAGACCGCGUCAAGACUCAGCCACUUUGGGAUCGUAAAGACGACAACCUCGGUAAAUUUGUGCCUGCUGUCGAUAUUGCACAUGCUCUACAACCUAACGAGCCUGAUGCCGUGACGGGAUUGCGCAAGCCGAUCAUGGCCAUCCAAUGCACGACAUUGUCAGAUGGUGGAUUUGUCCUCGCUGCCAAAACGGCACAUCCCUUCGCGGACAUCACGGGUCUUAUCCGCUUCAUCAAGGAUUGGGCAAGUGUGAGUAGUGCCGCCAUCAAGGGCCUGGCAGCACCAGCCCUGACUCCUGUCUUUGAGCCGGCGCGUUUGGACAACCUUGCUGCAGGAGAUAUCAACGCCGAGGGGCCGGACCCGACCAUAAUCAGGCGAACUGAACGUUUACCCUUGCACAGAUAUGAUUGGUGGGCCGUGCCAGGCAAGCCUCCUGCGCCAUUCCUCAAUGCGACCAAUUUGGUUUCACCAGCAGGCAAGCCCAUGCCAUGGGCUGAAUGGGAUCUUAAGGUGCCUGUUUCUGACUAUACCAUUCAUCUCAACACAGCACAGGUCGAUUUCCUCUUGAAAGAAGCUACGAAAGGCACUGAAAGUGAUGGCAUAAGAAUCAGCAAGCAUGAUGCCAUUUUGGCACACAUUUGGUCCUGCAUUGUGCGUGCACGUCAACUCGGGAAGGAUGACGGCCUGGUCUAUUGCGAUCUUGUACUUGGCGUUCGAUCUGCUUUCAAGCUGGGUGAAGACUUUUUGGGCUCACCGAUCAUCAUGAUGAAAGUCGAGUUACCGGGCUCUGAGGUUGGCUAUGAACAAUCAAAUAAUGCUAUCGCAGCGUUGAUUCCUAUCGCCCGAAAGAUUCGGCAUACGAUCUCCACUCUCAGCGACCCAGCAAAUCUCGCAGAUCAUCUUCAUAGCGCUGCGUAUGAGAAGUCUCCUCAGCGUAUAUGGCAGGCGUUCCUUGGCCGGCGUCAUAUACUUGUGACAACUUGGGCGCGUGCUGGCAUCUACGAUGUCGACUUCGGUCUUGGAUCGCGCAUACGAUACGCGGAUGGCAUCGUGCCGAACUUGGACGGCGACAUUCUCAUUAAAGAAGCGCCCCCAUGUUCUGGGGAGUUCUCAUCCGGGUCUAGGCCGUCUUGGACCGACAGCGGGGUGGAUAUCUCUGUGCAUAUUUGCACUGAGGAUAUGGAACGAUUGCUCAAGGAUCCUUUGUUACUACCGCGCCUCAAGUAG